UUUGAGGCAUAGACUUAUUUAUGCCAUGUGUGGUAUUUGUUGCUUCCUUUUCGUGGACAGUGGGAAUUCAAGUACUCAUUAUCAGACUAUAUCCGAUUCUGUACUUCCUCAUCUUCAAAGACGAGGUCCAGAUCACAUUGGGAAAAAGGAUUUCUCCAUAACAAAUGAUCACAGAAAGUUUUGCUUGAGUCUUGUUGGUACUGUACUUCAUUUAAGAGGCAGCAAGACUCCCCAGCCUUUAGAAGAUGAGUGUGGGAAUAUUCUGUUGUGGAAUGGAGAAAUAUUUGGUGGUAUAGAGGUGAAGGAGAAUGAAAAUGAUUCUUUGAUUUUGCUGAAUAAUUUGUCGAAUCCUCUCUCAGAAGUGACACCUUCUCAACACAUCAUUUCAACAAUGGCUAAGGUUCAAGGUCCUUGGGCAUUUGUGUUUUGGCAGGUGAGUGAACAGAAACUGUGGUUUGGCAGAGAUUAUUUUGGACGUCGAAGCUUGUUGUGGCAUGUUCCCACAAAUCCAGGUGACGUUCUUGCUGUAACUUCUGUGACUGGGAGAAACUCUCCUGCCACUGAUACAAAUCUGCAUUUUGAAGAAGUUCCAGCCGAUGGCUUGUACUGCGUUGAGUUUGGGACUCAUACAACUGAUCAAGUUUGUGAUCAACCUUUCAGGAUCAAUAAAUUCGAGUGGAAGAUCUCCAACGAAGAGUUGGAAAACUCCACGUUGUUUCUGCCCUGCCCUGUGAUGCCAUUUAACAAACAAAUGCCUACAGAACGAGAUGUUCAAGUUAUUGAAGAGAACAGGCGGCUUCUUGGCCUGCUAGCGAAUGCAUGCGAUGAAAAUGCCAUAAAAUUGGAAGAAAAGUCCUCCAAAGAAGGCAAAAAGUCGAUCGGAAGUGAAAACACCGUGGGACCAGGUAGUGAAAAGCGUACUGUGGAAAAUGGUAUGUCAAAUCUUGAUACUGUUGAAAAUGAAAAUGUAAUUGAGGCAAGUAUUUCAGGACGCGACGGCGCAAAUCUUAAUUGUGAUCCAAAUCUCACCAAGCAUGGAACAAGUCUUGAAGAUUACAUCUGUGGUUUGAAUGUAAACGCAAAAUGUUCUUCACCGAAUCCAACGCCAGGAGUCCACACUAACGAUAAUUUUGAAGCAAGUCUUUCGAAAAGUCCGUCUUGUGACUCAAUUAAAUGUACUUCUCCGAUGCGUAGGGUCGAUUCGGUGCUCUAUCAAGAUUCUUGUCUGAAAACAUCAUGCAACGAAUUAACAAUGACUGCCGAACCUCAUGAAGAUACAAAUAUCUCCUCAACUGGGACGAUCGCAGAAGGGUGCUCUCAAUGCGAUUUGCUUAGAAGUAUGUGGAACUCAUCUUAUGAAGAAUCAAGAGACAAGUUUAUUGCAGUUCUUGGUAAUGCAGUUCGGAAAAGAGUUUGGAAUCUGCCAAGAACUAACAGCGAUUCAGUUACUUCUAAUUUUUCCUCGGGAAUUACUUCCGAAGCAAAUAGUUUUAUAUCUUCAGGAGUACAGCAUAAGGAUGCUCGAGUUGGUAUUUUAUUCUCAGGUGGCAUUGAUUCUAUGAUGAUAGCGGCUUUGGCGGACAAAUUUGUACCUACGGAAGAAGCCAUAGAUCUCAUAAAUGUCGCAUUUGAGCAAAAAACCCCAUCUAGCCAUCGUCAAAGCAAGAAUACAAAGAAAGGAAAGACGAGAAAGAAUGUAACACCAACAAAACCCGCAAGAAACUUCCGUGUUCCGGACAGAAUAACAGGAAUAUCAGGCUUGGAGGAAUUACAGUGCAUUAACCCGUUACGACAAUGGAAUUUUAUUGAGGUUGAUGUGACCCUGGAAGAGCUUCAGGAAAUGAGGUCUCGCCAUAUCAGUCACUUGGUGUCCCCCCUGAACACCGUUUUAGAUGACAGUAUUGGCUGUGCUUUAUGGUUUGCUGCCCGGGGGAUAGGACGUCUACGCUCCUUCUCCGUUAGCAGUAGUCUGAGCAAAAAUAGCGAAGGAGAUACUGAAGAGAAGAAAUACACGAGUAAAGCGAAGGUUUUACUGGUUGGCAUGGGAGCGGACGAGCAGUUAGGAGGAUAUGCCAGGCACCGAACUUGCUUCGAUAAUGAAGGUUGGUCAGGUUUAAUGGACGAGAUAGACAUGGAAGUGAAGCGAAUAUCUAAACGGAAUCUUGGCCGAGAUGACAGGUGUAUAUCAGAUCACGGCCGAGAGGCGCGGUUUCCUUUCCUUGAUGAAGAGGUUGUCUCGUUUUUAAACUCUCUCCCAGUAUGGCUGAAGACAGACCCAGGACUUCCGCGAGGGAUUGGGGAGAAACAGUUGCUGCGCCAAGCGGCGCGGUUGCUUGGCUUAACGUCAUCAGCGCAGCUACCCAAACGAGCAAUCCAGUUUGGAUCUCGCAUUGCCAAACUGGAGAGUACUGGAGAGAAAGGCUCUGAGACUUGUUCAAGGCUUGAAUUCUAAAUGGUCUGUCCAAUAAACGUAUUUAUUAGUACUGCA
This is a messenger RNA of Orbicella faveolata, 2488 nucleotides long. RefSeq names its product asparagine synthetase domain-containing protein 1-like. The record is from RefSeq and is a predicted model, not a curated record. Gene Ontology annotation, molecular function: asparagine synthase (glutamine-hydrolyzing) activity. NCBI's taxonomy places the organism in Eukaryota, Metazoa, Cnidaria, Anthozoa, Scleractinia, Merulinidae.